AUGUGUAUAGUUUUUUUACACAUAGACAGCCCCAACUCUAAUAGUGACUAUAAACUGAUAUUAAUAUCAAACAGAGAUGAGUACUAUGACAGGCCAGCACAAAAAAUGAAUUCUUGGGCGGAAGAUGCUAGUAUUUAUGGAGGUCGUGAUUUACAACCUGGCUGUGAAAAUGGUACAUGGCUUGCAGUGUCUACUUCUCGUAAAAAAAUUGGAUUAUUGCUCAACUUGCCAAGCAUGCAUAAAAAACCUGCUCAUAGUAGGGGAAAAAUAGUUGAAAAUUUUGUUAAGAGUGACUUAUCAAUAAAAGACUUCAUUGAAUCUAUGAAAGAUUAUUUCCAAGACUGCAAUGAUUUUAUUUUAGUAACUACUGAAUAUGGAGUAUUUACACCAGUUAUACAGACCUAUAGCAAUGCAACUAAUGAAUUAAAAGUUUGGAAUGAUAGAUAUAUGGGAUUUGGAAAUUGUCUUCCUGACACUCCAUUGAAAAAAGUAGAAGCUGGCAAGUCUACAUUUCAAGAAAUUUGUAACAAAUAUAGUAAAAUAAAUGAUAAGGAAAAGCUUAUUGAGGAACUCAUUUGCAUUUUAAAGUCAGAAGAAAGGAAUUUACCAGACCCACAAUUGGAACAAAGACAACCACAAAAUUUUAAGGAGCUAAGUUCAAUUUUUGUUAAAAUACCUUAUGGAAGAUAUGGCACAAGAGCACAUACUAUAAUAUUGGUCACUAAAACAGGAAAAAUGGAUCUCAUUGAGAUAAGUAUGUCUUUUCCAAUAGACUCAAUAAAACCUUCCUGGGAAAGAAGCGAAUUUCAUUUUGGGGCACCAGUAUAA
This is a messenger RNA of Parnassius mnemosyne (clouded apollo), 828 nucleotides long. The record is from the annotation of a GenBank genome assembly. NCBI's taxonomy places the organism in Eukaryota, Metazoa, Arthropoda, Insecta, Lepidoptera, Papilionidae.